This is a messenger RNA of Procambarus clarkii (red swamp crayfish), 1085 nucleotides long. The record is from RefSeq and is a predicted model, not a curated record. NCBI's taxonomy places the organism in Eukaryota, Metazoa, Arthropoda, Malacostraca, Decapoda, Cambaridae.
AUGUCGCCUGAACACAGGUCAUUGUACCAGCGUCUGAACACUUACAGGUCAUUGUACCAGCGUCUGAACAAUGACAGGUCAUUGUACCAGCGCCUGAACAAUUACAGGUCAUUGUACCAGCGCCUGAACAAUUACAGGUCAUUGUACCAGCGCCUGAACAAUGUACAGGUCAUUGUACCAGCACCUGAACAAUUACAGGUCAUUGUACCAGCGCUGAACAAUGAACAGCGCCUGAACAAUGACAGGUCAUUGUACCAGCGCCUGAACAAUGACAGGUCAUUGUACCAGCGCCUGAACAAUGACAGGUCAUUGUACCAGCGCCUGAACAAUGACAGAUCAUUGUACCAGCGCCUGAACAAUGACAGGUCAUUGUACCAGCGCCUGAACAAUGACAGGUACCAGCGCCUGAACAAUGACAGGUCAUUGUACCAGCGCCUGAACAAUGACAGGUCAUUGUACCAGCGCCUGAACAAUGACAGGUCAUUGUACCAGCGCCUGAACAAUGACAGGUCAUUGUACCAGCGCCUGAACAAUGACAGGUCAUUGUACCAGCGCCUGAACAAUGACAGGUCAUUGUACCAGCGCCUGAACAAUGACAGGUCAUUGUACCAGCGCCUGACCAGCAACAAUGACAGGUCAUUGUACCAGCGCCUGAACAAUGACAGGUCAUUGUACCAGCGCCUGAACACUGACAGGUCAUUGUACCAGCGUCUGAAACAUGACAGGUCAUUGUACCAGCGCCUGAACAAUGACAGGUCAUUGUACCAGCGCCUGAACAAUGACAGGUCAUUGUACCAGCGCCUGAACAAUGACAGGUCAUUGUACCAGCGCCUGAACAAUGACAGGUCAUUGUACCAGCGCCUGAACAAUGACAGAUCAUUGUACCAGCGUCUGAACAAUGACAGGUCAUUGUACCAGCGCCUGAACAAUGACAGGUCAUUGUACCAGCGCCUGAACAAUGACAGAUCAUUGUACCAGCACCUGAACAAUGACAGAUCAUUGUACCAGCGCCUGAACAAUGACAGGUCAUUGUACCAGCGCCUGAACAAUGACAGAUCAUUGUACCAGCGCCUGAACAAUGACAG